This is a messenger RNA of Rhododendron vialii, 1821 nucleotides long. Its product is annotated as BTB/POZ domain-containing protein At3g05675-like. Lineage: Eukaryota; Viridiplantae; Streptophyta; Magnoliopsida; Ericales; Ericaceae. Bases 382 to 1656 code for a protein of 424 amino acids. The transcript is spliced from 3 exons. Gene Ontology annotation, molecular function: protein binding. The record is from RefSeq and is a predicted model, not a curated record.
UUCCAUGUGCAACACCUAUACCCACCCCCACUGAAACAGAGCACCCUGCAAGCUUAACCCUAACCCUCUCCCUUCUGCUCAAUCAGUUCAGCAGUGGCCAGACUGGAUUGAAUCCUCCAUGGGUGAAAACUGAGUGAAUAAACCCUUUUAGCCUAUCAGCUUUCUUUCACUGAAUUCUGGGCCUUUCUGGGUUUUCCAUGGUUGAAAAAUUAGGGCUAUUUCAAGAGUACUGCAGCGGAUGUCUAAUACCACUGGUGCUCUUUCUUCUCUUCUAUAACUGUGCACGGAUGCUCUUCAGUUCAAAAGCAUCAAAUUGUCAAGUCACCUGCCAUUUGGGAGGGGGACUCUUCCAAAUGCACAAAGCAUGAAAUUUCAUGGACAAUGCCAAACAAGUUCGGUGACCGGUGUACAAGUGAUGUGAUCAUAUGCUUGAGAAAUAAAGAAGGAAGACCCGAACUAUUCUACACCCAUUCAUUUAUCUUGAAAACUAAGAGCAAGUUUUUUGCAGAAAAGCUCUCCGGUUCAAACUCACUUUCUAGCAUUGAGAUUCAUUGCUCAGAUUUUGAUUACGACUAUCAUGUUGACCUUUUGAGGUAUCUGUAUCUUUCCCCCGACGCACUUUUGGACUCGUGGGAUUCUGUUAAGUCUGCUAUUGGAAUUCUUCAGGUUUCAUCUACCUUACUCUGUGAAGAGAUUACGCUUGGCUGCGUUCAGUAUUUGGAAGCUGUCCCUUGGGAGGAUAAGGAAGAGGAAGAGAUCUUAAAAGUAGUUUCAAAAUUGGGUCCAAUAGCCAUGCCCAUAUUGGCCAGAAUCCAACCAGUUGAUUUAGUUGCUGCAAAAAAUGUUUUCUUGUCUGCGGUUCGCUUUGCCACUUCCAUUGGAGGACCGUGCCCUCCAUUUGGUGAUGAACUUAAAAAUUCUGCUCAAGAACAAGUUGAGUACAUGCUUGCGGAAGACGAAGACACUCCGUUGGUGACAGCCGAUGAGGAAGUUAAAGAAGUAGUAAAAAUGGGUCUUUCCGCAAUGUAUUUGUCCUUUCAGAAGGACUUAUCUGCCAUUCUCUAUGAACCUGACCUCUUAUCCGAAACAUCUGAGAGAAGUAUAAUGCAGAGCCUAUCUGACCUAGAAUGGAUUUGUACAAUACUCCCUAAGAUGGAUUUAAUGAAAGAUUUUGUCUCCAGUUGGGCAGAAAUUUCUUCUUCUAUCUUGAGGGUCGUUGAAGACAAGAAACUCGAAUCUCUCGUGUGGGGUUUCAAAAAGAAGCUCAUAGAAUUGACUGCAAAGGUCUUGGAAGCAGUAGGCUACGGAAAUGUAAUUAUUCCCGCACCAUCUCGGGUGCAGUUGCUAAGAAUCUGGCUACCUUACAUAAGGAAGAUGAAGCCUCUUCUGGAUUCAGUGGGCGACGAGGAGACUGGCUUUCCUUACAAGAUGGACGAAGAUCUCUGCCAGAGCAUCGAAGGUACAAUUGUGUCGUUUAUACUGGCAUUGCCAUCGAAUGACCAAGCUGAUAUUCUCGCGGAUUGGAUGAAAGCCGAGCAGGUGAGAUAUCCGGACCUUAGCGAGGCUUUUGAGAUAUGGUGUUACAGAACUAAGUCUGCAAAAAGAAGGUUGAUCGAGGGGCCCGACAGAGUUCUUAGCCUUGAUUUGUCCAACUGAUGGUUAAUAUAUUCUGGUGAUGAUCCUAUUUGUACCACUGUAUCAUGAUAUUGUAAUUCUGGUUCUUCAUUUCCUUGUGGCUUACUUACGAUUUCCGUCUUUGUGAUGUUGGAAACAAACAGCUGUAUCCAGGAAAUGAGUUAUGAGAGUCUUAUUAAUUAUUUA